Messenger RNA from Aspergillus versicolor CBS 583.65, 1515 nucleotides. RefSeq names its product DUF5427 domain-containing protein MTC1. The record is from RefSeq and is a predicted model, not a curated record. The transcript is spliced from 2 exons. Bases 1 to 1515 code for a protein of 504 amino acids. Lineage: Eukaryota; Fungi; Ascomycota; Eurotiomycetes; Eurotiales; Aspergillaceae.
AUGCCUCCAAAAGGCGCGAAACCGACCAGCGACGAGCUCCUCGCCCAGUUUGACAACCUGGGCGUCGAGUCCGGCGAGUCCAAGACGAAACCGGCUGCUAACACCACAAACAACGCCCCUCCGCAGGUUGACGAGGAUGUCCUGACCGAACUGGGGAACCUGGCAUCUCAACGCCCAAGCAGCAACGCUGGAACUCCGCGCACAUCUACCAAUGAGCCUAGACCAUCGAUGUCCAAGCCAGGAACCCCUGCCGGGCGGCUGAGCGAGGACAAGUCCGCACCUCGCAAAUCUGGCGAGAGUGGCCGGAAUGGCAAAGCUCAAAAUGCGCAACCAGCUUCCAGCGAGGAUUCAGCGACUGGGGACGCUUCCUCCAGCGCCGGCGGAGGCUGGUGGGGAGGCAUUUUUGCGACUGCCUCCGCAACUGCCACAGCUGCCAUGAAGCAGGCCGAGGCCGCUGUGAAGGAAAUCCAACAGAAUGAGGAGGCUCAGAAGUGGGCUGAGCAGGUGAAAGGGAAUGUUGGGGCACUAAGAGACUUGGGCGGCGAACUUCGCAGCAUGGCUAUGCCUACAUUUACUUCCCUGAUCCACACGAUUGCGCCUCCGAUCUCAUCCCACGAACGUCUUCAGAUUCAUGUUACACACGAUCUUUCCGGAUAUCCGAGUCUAGACCCCCUCGUCUACGCUGUAUUUUCUCGUGUUAUGUCCCAGGUUGAAGGUGGUGACCUGCUAGUUAUACAGAGGGGCCAGGAGUCCGCACCGAAACGUGGCCAAGACAACAGUGUAUCGACUGCCGGCUGGCGCGAUGGGCCCUGGUGGCGAACCGUUACCCCGGGAAACCCUCGCAGCAUUUCAGCUGUGCCUGGUCUUGUGGAGGCAACCAAGCUUUGCCGAGCAAGUGCGGAGGGUUAUGCGGCCGAAUACUUUGCUUCGAGAGGUGGAGUAGAGGAAGCCGCAAAGCAAGCUACCCAAGACCUCAGCGAAACAAACCCUGUCAGAAGCAGCGAUAUCUUCCUCGCUAUCCAGGCUGUCAGUCAAACAACGUCAACCGCGGAGGUAUUCCAGGCUGGGCCAACCACCGACAAGGCCACGCCCUCUGGUGUCGUGGAUGUCCCUGAUGCACCAGAAGAAGAAAUUACCUUCGCCCUUUAUCUCCACGACCCCAUUCACGGCAUCGCUUUCCAUGCUGUCUCACAGGCAAUCCCACAGAAAUGGAUCCACUGGCUAGAUUCCUCCUCGGCCCCCGCACCUAACUUCGAGUCUGCAGACUCCGACGUGCCCCGUGCAGUCGUUCCGGAAGAAAUUUCCGAAAUUGUCGAGAGUGGCGGUGUUGAUCCCCGCGAAUGGGCCGCUGAAUGGAUCGAGGAAGCCAUUACCCUCUCUGUCGGUAUCGUCGCGCAGCGCUAUGUCGCACGCAGAAUGGGCGUGGGUGAGUCCGCAGCUGCAAAGGGCAAGAUGCGUGCUGAGCAGGCAUCGGCCGCGGAAAGUGGAGCUGGGGAAGUUGCGCGGGCGAUGUAG